AUGUGUACGGGCUCGAGCUCGGACUCGAACUCCAACUCCAACUCGAAUGGGUGGAGCCGAGCUCCAGGAAUGGUGCUGAAGACGCUGGUAGUGAUCGGCGGUGCAGUCUUGUUGAAACGCCUCACCAAGUCUACGACCCGGUGGGACCAUGCCCGAAGUGUCGCUCAAUCCCUUAGCGGCGAAAAGUUCUCGAGAGAGCAAGCUUCUAAGGAUCCUGAUAAUUACUUCAAUUUGAGAUGGCUUUCAUGCCCGGCUGCAGAGAUGGUGGAUGGUUCAAAAGUUUUAUACAUUGAACAAGCGUUUUGGAGGACUCCUCAUAAGCCCUUUCGGCAGAGAUUUUAUAUGGUGAAGCCGUGUCCAAAGGAGAUGAAAUGUGAUGUUGAGGUAAGUACGUAUGCCAUUAGAGAUGCGGAAGAGUACAAGAACUUUUGUGAUCGGCCAAAGGACCAGCGCCCACAAGCUGAAGAAGUUAUUGGGGACAUUGCAGAACAUUUGACCACCAUAUAUGUCAAGCGCUGUGAACGCGGAAAACGCUGCUUUUAUGAAGGUUCAACUCCACCAGAUGGGUUCCCUAAUUCCUGGAAUGCUGCGGCAUACUGUACCUCGGAACUUGCAGUCUUGAAGAACAACGAGAUACACACCUGGGAUAGGGGCUAUGAUGAUGAUGGAAACCAAGUUUGGGGAGUGAAGGGAGGUCCUUAUGAGUUCAAGCCUGCACCUGCUUCAAGCUUUGUUGAUAUGUUUUCUCCUUUAAAUUUUCCUCCUCAGUCCAUAGAGAAAAGGAUAGAGGGUUCCUUUGUCCUCCAAGAAUGA
Ilex paraguariensis (yerba mate) is the source of this 813-nucleotide messenger RNA. The record is from the annotation of a GenBank genome assembly. Lineage: Eukaryota; Viridiplantae; Streptophyta; Magnoliopsida; Aquifoliales; Aquifoliaceae.